Messenger RNA from Neurospora tetrasperma FGSC 2508, 390 nucleotides. RefSeq lists its product as uncharacterized. The record is from RefSeq and is a predicted model, not a curated record. The transcript has a single exon. NCBI's taxonomy places the organism in Eukaryota, Fungi, Ascomycota, Sordariomycetes, Sordariales, Sordariaceae. Bases 1 to 390 code for a protein of 129 amino acids.
AUGCCACCCACCGGUCCGUGGACACUCAAGAACGGAAAGGUUCCAGGUCAGGACUCUUGGCGUCGUGCCCGCGAGCUGAAACCCAACAGCCACGUUAGGUUUACACCUGGUGAUACGCUCGAAGGUAACGGGAUUGACCUUCGCAGCAUCCUGCAAAAAAAAGAUGUGGGCUUCGCCGACAGUCAUGAAGCCCGAUCAAUCUUCAGCCCGCAGGAUUACGGGUUUGAACAGGAUCCAAACAUUAUAUGGAUCCAGAACCCAACCAGGACCUUUAAAGACGAGCAGGGAGCACAAUUCAGCCAAUUACAGUCCAUCAUCCGGGACCGCCUUCGCAACUUGAACUACGACUACGCUGUGGUGCGGGCCGAUCCCCACUGCACUCAGAACUAG